Molecule: messenger RNA, 6325 nt
Organism: Acinonyx jubatus (cheetah)
Lineage: Eukaryota; Metazoa; Chordata; Mammalia; Carnivora; Felidae
Gene: CNTNAP4
Product: contactin associated protein family member 4
Exons: 25
Coding region: 483-4412 (1309 amino acids)
Molecular function (GO): calcium ion binding
Source: RefSeq, a predicted model, not a curated record
CCACCCACACUUCCAGAGGGGAGAAAGGGUUAAGGACUGUUGGAGAAGAGCGGGGCGGGGAGGGAGCCCCGAGGAGGCCUCGGAGCAGCAGGCCUCGUCUGCAGGUGCAGCUUCCAUCAGCGGCUCUGCGCGCGGUGGGUUCUGAGCGCCGCUGUGAAUUUGGAGGAGGGACCGCGGCCACGGUCGGGGACCGCCGCGGCGAGGAGUGGGCGUGGCCUGGUCGGUGUGGAUGCUUGUUCGGAAAGAUGCUGGGUGCUUUUCAGUGAAGAGCCAGGGCUGUGUGGGGGGAGCGUGUAUGUGCCUGUGUGGGGAGCGUGUGUGUCUGUGUGUGUGUGUGUGUGUGUAUGAGACAGAGAGAGAGAGAGAGAGAAAGAGAGUGAGAGAGAGAAAGGAGGGAGAGCCACUGAGAGACCCAGAGGUGCUGAAGACCCAGACGGCGCGGAGAGCCACUCGAUCUUUUGGGGAGCCCAGUAAAUGUGAACAUGGGGUCUGUCGCCGGAGCUGUCCUCAAGACGCUACUUCUGUUAUCUACUCAAAAUUGGAACAGGGUUAUAGCUGGGAAUUCCUAUGAUUGUGAUGAGCCUCUGGUGUCUGCCUUGUCUCCGGCAUCGUUCAGCAGUUCAUCUGAACUUUCUAGCAGUCACGGUCCUGGAUUUGCAAGGCUAAAUCGAAGAGAUGGAGCUGGUGGCUGGUCUCCACUUGUGUCAAACAAAUACCAGUGGUUGCAGAUUGACCUUGGAGAGAGAAUGGAGAUCACCGCUGUGGCCACCCAAGGGGGAUAUGGGAGCUCCAACUGGGUGACCAGCUACCUCCUGAUGUUCAGUGAUAGUGGCAGGAACUGGAAACAAUAUCGACAAGAAGACAGCAUCUGGGGCUUUUCAGGAAAUGCAAAUGCAGACAGUGUUGUGUACUAUAGACUCCAGCCUUCCAUCAAAGCCCGAUUUCUGCGCUUCAUCCCUUUGGAGUGGAACCCCAGGGGCAGAAUUGGAAUGCGGAUUGAGGUGUUCGGAUGUGCAUACAGAUCAGAAGUGGUUGAUCUUGAUGGAAAAAGUUCUCUUGUCUAUAGAUUUGAUCAAAACUCCCUGAGCCCAAUAAAGGAUGUUAUUUCUUUGAAAUUUAAAACUAUGCAGAGUGAUGGAAUUCUGCUCCACCGGGAAGGGCAAAAUGGAGAUCAUCUCACGUUGGACUUACGAAGAGGAAAACUCUUUUUACUUAUUAAUUCAGGUGAAACCAAACUGCCCUCUGCUCACACGCUGAUCAAUCUCACCCUGGGCAGCCUGCUGGACGAUCAGCACUGGCAUUCAGUGCUGAUCCAACGGUUGGGCAGACAAGUGAACUUUACAGUGGAUGAGCACAGGCACCGUUUCCACGCCCAGGGAGAAUUCAGUUACCUGGACCUUGAUUAUGAGAUCAGCUUCGGAGGGAUUCCAGCACCUGGAAAAUCAGUGUCAUUCCCCCAUAAAAAUUUUCAUGGGUGUCUAGAAAAUCUCUUUUAUAAUGGAGUAGAUAUCAUUGAUUUGGCCAAGCAACAAAAACCAGAGAUCAUCACUAUGGGAAAUGUGUCCUUUUCUUGUUCGCAGUCACAGUCUGUGCCUGUGACUUUUCUCAGCCCCAGGAGUUACUUAGCCCUGCCAGGCUUUUCCGGGGAGGACGAGCUGUCUGCUACUUUUCAAUUUCGAACCUGGAAUAAGGCAGGACUUCUGCUAUUCAGUGAACUUCAGCUGGUUUCAGGGGGUCUCCUCCUCUUUCUUAAUGAUGGAAAACUUAAGCUGAAUCUCUACCAGCCAGGAAAAUUACCCAGUGACAUCACAGCAGGUGUUGGAUUAAAUGAUGGGCAGUGGCAUUCCAUCUCCUUAUCUGCCAAAAGGAAUCACUUGAGUGUGGUAGUGGAUGGCCAGGUGGCCUCUGUUGCUUCUUCCCUGGGGUCUGAGCAGACUUAUUCAGGUGGCACCUAUUAUUUUGGAGGUUGUCCUGACAACAGCUUUGGAUCCAAAUGUAAAAAUCCACUUGGUGGAUUUCAGGGAUGUAUGAGACUCAUUUCUGUCAGUAACAAGGUGGUGGAUCUGAUUUCAGUUCAGCAGGGAUCCCUUGGAAACUUCAGUGACCUUCAGAUAGACUCAUGUGGAAUCACAGACAGGUGUUUGCCCAACUACUGUGAACAUGGCGGUGAAUGUUCCCAGUCCUGGAAUACCUUUCACUGCAACUGUGCAAACACUGGCUACACAGGAGCUACUUGCCACAACUCUAUCUAUGAGCAGUCAUGUGAAUCCUAUAAGCACAGAGGAAAUACUUCAGGGUUUUACUAUAUAGAUUCAGAUGGAAGUGGUCCCCUGGAACCCUUUCUUCUAUAUUGCAAUAUGACUGAAACUGCAUGGACCGUCAUACAGCACAAUGGCUCUGACCUAACAAGAGUCAGAAACACUAACCCAGAGAACCCAUAUGCUGGGUUUUUCGAGUAUGUGGCCAGCAUGGAGCAGCUCCAGGCCACAAUUAACCUUGCGGACCACUGUGAGCAGGAGCUUACCUACUACUGCAAGAAGUCACGGCUUGCCAAUAAACAAGAUGGACGCCCUCUGAGUUGGUGGGUUGGAAGAACCAAUGAAACACAGACGUACUGGGGAGGUUCUUUGCCUGAUCCUCAGAAGUGUACUUGUGGAUUAGAAGGGAACUGCAUUGAUUCUCAGUAUUACUGCAACUGUGACGCAGACCGGAAUGAAUGGACCAAUGACACUGGAUUCCUUUCUUAUAAAGAACACCUGCCAGUAAGGAAGAUCGUGGUUACAGACACGGGCCGACCACACUCAGAAGCAGCUUAUAAACUGGGGCCUCUGCUCUGCCGGGGAGACAGAUCAUUUUGGAAUUCAGCUUCCUUCAAUACUGAGGCUUCAUACCUUCAUUUUCCUACUUUCCAUGGAGAACUUAGUGCAGAUGUGUCUUUCUUUUUUAAGACAACAGCUUCAUCUGGGGUAUUUUUAGAGAACCUGGGGAUUACCGAUUUUAUAAGGAUAGAGCUACGCUCACCGGCAGUAGUGACCUUUUCAUUUGAUGUGGGGAAUGGACCUUUUGAAAUCUCAGUGCAGUCACCCACUCAUUUCAAUGACAACCAGUGGCACCAUGUCAAGGUUGAAAGGAACAUGAAAGAGGCAACUAUCCAAGUGGAUCAGCUCUUACCGAAGACGCAGCCUGCUCCCACUGACGGCCAUGUCCUUUUACAGCUCAACAGUCAACUCUUCGUGGGUGGAACAGCCACCAGACAGAGGGGCUUUCUGGGCUGCAUUCGGUCUCUGCAGUUGAACGGGAUGUCCCUGGACCUGGAAGAGAGGGCUAAGGUGACCCCUGGCGUGGAGCCGGGCUGUAGAGGCCACUGCAGCAGCUACGGGAAGUUGUGUCUCAAUGGAGGGAAGUGCAGAGAAAAGCUCAGCGGGUUCUCUUGUGACUGCACCUUCUCUGCAUACACGGGGCCUUUCUGCUCGAAGGAGAUCUCUGCAUAUUUUGGAUCUGGCUCAUCUGUGAUUUACAAUUUUCAAGAAAAUUAUUCCUUAAGUAAAAAUUCCAGCUCCCACGCUGCUUCGUUUCAUGGCGACAUGAAGCUGAGCAGAGAAAUGAUCAAAUUUAGCUUCCGAACAGCGCGAGCACCAAGCUUACUGCUUUAUGUGAGCUCCUUUUAUAAAGAAUACCUUUCAGUUAUCAUUGCCAAAAAUGGAAGUUUGCAGAUCAGGUACAAGCUAAACAGAUAUCAAGAACCUGACGUCGUUAACUUUGAUUUCAAAAACAUGGCGGAUGGACAGCUUCACCAUGUAGAGAUCAACAGAGAAGAAGGAGUGCUCUUGGUAGAGAUUGAUGACAACGCAAGGAGACAAGUUCAUCUGUCAUCGGGUACAGAACUCAGCGCCAUCAAGUCUCUUGUACUGGGCCGGAUUUCAGAGUACACUGACGUAGACCAGGAGACAGCCCUGGCCGGUGCACAGGGCUUCCUGGGCUGUCUGUCCGCGGUGCAGCUCAGCCACGUGGCCCCUCUGAAGGCCGCGCUGCAGCCUAGCCACCCGGCCCCUGUCACCGUCUCAGGACAUGUGACAGAGUCCAGCUGUGUGUCCCAGGCUGGCACUGAUGCUACAUCAAGGGAGAGGACACACUCGUUUGCAGAUCAUUCUGGAACAAGAGAUGACAGAGAACCCCUAGCUAAUGCAAUCAGAAGUGACUCUGCAGUAAUUGGAGGUCUGAUAGCGGUUGUGAUCUUUAUCUUGCUGUGCAUUGCUGCCAUUGCUGUUCGCAUUUAUCAGCAGAAAAGGUUAUACAAAAGAAAUGAGGCAAAGAGCACUGCCGUCUUGCCAUAUCCAGACUCGAGAUGGCUCCAGGAGGCCUCAUCCAGUGAUGUAUUUCCCAUAGCAGUCGUUCUACAGAACAAGGGAUGAGACACCGCUCUUAAUUUCCGACCGUUCUGAUAGGAUCUAAAACGGAAGUUUAACUCGCUUGAUGACUACGGUUUUUAAAUGUGAAGACCAUAUCCCUGGUCUCUCCACCGUGUCGUACGUAAGUUUUGUUAGAGGUAAAAAUCAAAAUUGGACAAUACGGACCUUGCUUUACUGGAGAACAUGCUCGUGUUUGCUUUAGUGUCCCCAUGGUGUUAUUAAUAGACCUGGAAAUGCUUCUAAGAUCCUGUUUGGCUGGUGUUUGCAUCUUCAGUGGCCAAAAGUAUAUAAAACCCCUUUGCCUUUCUCUGUGUUACAUUCAAUACAGUUUAUCAAUAGUCUUGAAAGAUGUUGUGUUGUCAUUGGUUUGUUUUGAUUGUUCUUUUUCUAUUUGACUUCUCUUAAUGAUUUGGGAUACCUUAGGUUUUGAGUGUCAGACUUCAGCUCUGAAUGUAAAAUUCAUAUGCAACCAGACUCGGAAAGUGCUUUGGUUGUCAGCGUGCAAUGUCUUGCCUUUUAAAAUUUUCAUAAUCUGCUAUCAUUGUUCAGUAGUGGCGGGAGGUAAGACCCUGGAUAAUGCCAAUUUCCCAAAGAAUGUGAAAUGUUUGCAACUCUUCAACUUGUCAACAUAAAAACCACAACUCUUAACAAUGCACACAUUUUAUUUACAACUGUAAUAUCUCAUAUGAAACACACCUUUGGGAAUAUUUUCCCCAAACCUUAUGCCAGUUUUCUUUAUAGGUUUGUUCUUCUGUUUUUCUAAAGUUUAUCACCAAAUUUUCUUUGAUCUCCCUUGACUGUAUUCCGUGGGGAAUGUUUCUUAUGUAUUAGAAAAAAAAAAAAAAAAAGACAGCUGGAAGUGGAGAGCUCCAUUGCCCAUCCUAAAACGUAUACUCCUUCAGGCAUACAUUUUUCUGUGCCCUGACCUCCAGGACAGACUUUGUAAAAUAUAAGCUGCAGCCACGCCCCCCUCCCCUACUUUCUCCAAAAGCAGUUGAGUGGUUACAGAGUGCUCACUCUAUGGGGUGAUGGCGUAUUGCAUGAUUUAUGCUUCAUCUGCCGUUCUGUCAUCUCUCAUUUAUGGUGUCGGGGUAAUUUCUCGAAAAGUACCAAAAAUCAAUAUAACCUGCUAACUAGUGCAUUCUGAUUAGGGUGUAUAUACAUACCAAGAGAUCAUAGAAUUAUCAGUGACCUUAUGAAACUUGUUGCAAUAUUUGAUUUUGAGGCAAAGCAAACAAGGUGCAUGCAUGUAGUUCUCUUUAAAUUUCAUAAGCCAGUUAUAUAAUAAAGGCACUUUGCUGUUUAUGAUCACGCUGCCCGGGUGCCUGGCAAGGAACAGUUGGAUCCCUUAGUUCAUCCACACCAGAACAAUUUGGGAAUACAUAAAUUAAUCAUCUUAUUUUCCUUCUCAACCUCCUUACAAAAGCUGCCUGUCUUUUCCAUAGCUCUGUAUCCAUUUUGCUGUUUCUGUAAAUGCCUGACUAAAUCUUAGGAUAUGAAUUAACAUAGUAGUUUAUGAAGGACCGAUGUUGAUGAGUGGCAUACUUUCUUCUUUUUAACUGAAAGACUUGAAGAAUCGAACACAGAAGUGCUAGUUUUUAUUUGAUGCAAAGCUGAAUACAAGCAUCCUAACGGCCCUGAAUCUGUUAGAAGUGUUCAUGUGAUUUAGUAGCCACAUUAACCUGGUUGGGAGUGUAGACAGGUUUAUAGAUGGUGAAGCCUCAUGGUACUGUGUGGUCCGCACCACCAGAAGCUGCAACAUGAUGGCCUCACAACGCAUUGAUCUGUCAUUUGUCAUGAUUUUCAGUUCCGGGUUUGUAAUCUAUUCUUUCUUUUUUCUUAAUAAAAUGCAUUUUUGAAGUUAAAAUGCAGGAUAUAUUUUAAGAGACGUUGUAUAAAGGUUUAAACUGAGGGAA